UACCAACAGAUUUGUUUGGUUUUUAGUUGCAAAUUUUUCUUAACCUAAAAACCAUUUCCCGAUAAUGAAUUUUUCUCUUGUCAGGAAAAACUAAUUGAAAAUGAUUACCUUAAACGAAGUUGUUGUGAAAUAUGGCAUUCUGGUUUUCCUAUGGUCCGAGUACUUAUGGGAAUUAUAUUUGUCAAUAAGACAGCACAAAAAAGGCUAUGCGACUACAGAAGUCCCUCCAGAAUUGAAGAACACAAUGACCAAGGAGACUUUUAGCAAGGCCAGGUUGUACAUGUUGGCCAAAAGCAAGUUUGGUAUGAUUAGAGAAACCUUUUCUGUAAUUGAGUCAACGGUAAUAAUAUAUUUUGGUAUUUUACCGAAAAUUUGGGAUUAUUCCCAAUCUCUGAACCCUUACGGUGGUGAAGUUUUAACGAGUUGCAUUUGGUUGUUUAUUCUCACAACAAUUUUGACGAUUAUUGAUCUGCCAUUAACUAUUUAUAAUACUUUCGUUCUUGAGGAAAACUUCGGUUUUAACAAGCAAACAACCGGUUUUUUCAUUUGGGAUAAAAUCAAGGCUUAUAUUUUAAGUCAAGUAUUCACAAUGAUGAUAUCUUCGGUUAUUGUAGUCACUAUUCAAAGCGGUGGGGCGUAUUUCUUUGUCUGGCUUUGGAUAGUUGUGUGUUCGAUUUGCUUCAUCAUGUAUGCAAUUUACCCGACGUUUAUCGCCCCAUUGUUCGACAAAUACACACCUCUCCCAGAGGGUGAAUUGAGGACGCAGAUUGAAAAUUUGGCUUCACAGUUGAAAUUCCCCCUGACCCAGUUGUACGUCGUUGAAGGGUCUAAACGUUCAAGUCACAGUAAUGCCUACUUCUAUGGACUUUUCAAUUCAAAACGAAUCGUCUUGUUUGAUACUCUCUUGGCGAAAGACGAUGGUACUGGUUGUAAAAACGAUGAAAUUCUAGCUGUCUUGUCUCAUGAGUUAGGGCACUGGCAUUAUAAUCACAUUGUGAAGAACUUUCUGGCGUUACAGAUUAAUUUGUUUUUGUUGUUUGCCGGCUUUUCGUACUUAUUUAAAUAUCCGGCCAUCUAUAAGGCUUUAGGUUUUUACAAAAGUCAGCCAGUUUUGGUCGGGUUGUACAUUGUUGUACAAUAUGUUAUGUUGCCCUACAAUGCCUGUUUGAGUUUCCUCCUCACUUGUCUUUCUCGAAGAUUUGAGUUUCAAGCCGACUCUUUCGCAAUUAAGUUGGGCAAAGGCAGCUAUCUGAUUAAUGCUUUAGUACAAUUAAAUAAAGAUAAUUUAGGAUUCCCUAUUUAUGAUUAUCUUUAUUCGUCAUGGCACCACUCUCAUCCUCCCUUACUUGAAAGGAUAGAUGUCAUCAAAAAGGCGCUUUAUAAGAAAGAUUAGUUGAUUAGUGUAACCAAAGUGUUUUUAAUUAAGAAUUCCAGUUAUUUUAUAAAACGAGAGUGAAUAAAUUGUGAAAAA
This is a messenger RNA of Tribolium madens (black flour beetle), 1471 nucleotides long. RefSeq names its product CAAX prenyl protease 1 homolog. The record is from RefSeq and is a predicted model, not a curated record. NCBI's taxonomy places the organism in Eukaryota, Metazoa, Arthropoda, Insecta, Coleoptera, Tenebrionidae. Gene Ontology annotation, cellular component: endoplasmic reticulum membrane. Gene Ontology annotation, molecular function: metalloendopeptidase activity. Gene Ontology annotation, biological process: CAAX-box protein processing. The transcript has 2 exons. The coding region runs from base 101 to 1393 and encodes 430 amino acids.